AUGCAGAAACAAGGAAGCAGCCAUGACGCGCGUGUGAUAAAACGUGAUAACGUAGAUAUAGAUCUCAGUCGCAAACUAGCCUUCCAAACUGUGCCUCUUAUCAAUUCGUUUCUAUCCCUUAACAGGCCAUCUCGGGCUUUCCCCAUGUCAGGAUAUGAUCACCGCUUUGCUCAAGGAAUUCCAGAUUAUUCUACAGAGAUCCCUGUCCCAGGGUUAAAUGCACGAGGAUCAUUGACGGGAAACUUCAAUGAUGCGGAACCACAUCGCAGUUUCGGUUUCGGUGCUCCCGAUGCCGCGUUUAGAAAUAUCCAGGCCUUUGAAACAGCUACCUUAUUUCCUCCAAAUAUCCCUGCUGAAUCCUUAAUAUGGGAACAAAACAAACUGGCAGAGGACACCCCUUGCGCGGCUCCUACUACAGCUUCACCUCCAGUUGUGAGUCCUGCGGGUACCGGCGGCGAACAUGGUGUUGAGUCCAUACAGGCGGAAAAUCGCAUGAGUAUCAUCCUAGCGGGAUUAAGAGACCUGAUACAGAUUUUAGAUUUGUCCGGGAUACUGCUAUCUGUGUCCCCUUGCUGCAAGGCACUGACAGGGUACGAAUCGGAGGAUUUAAUAGGCAAUGUCUUGUUUGAGUUUAUCCAUCCAGAUGACCGCUCAAUGGUCGUCAAAGAGUUCGCUAGUUCAAUAAACACAAAAACUCCAUUCCAGUGCUACUAUCGUUUUAAGAAGCAUGACGGGACUUAUCUACUAUUGGAUGCCCAUGGGGACAUCGACUCUGCGACAAGCACGGAGUUCUCAAUAAUCGCCCGCCCCUACCUGACUAAACAAAGACAGCUUCUCGACUCCUUUCUAGAACAUAAACUUGAGAACGAACGACUGACCAGACGCAUCGCAGAACUGAAGCGGGAAGGGGAAUUUCAGCUUCACAGCCAUGAGAUUAAACCAGACAGCGAGCAAGUCCGCUCCAUGCCACCACAAGCCCAUCGCGAUUUAACCAGAAGCCCAGCCUUCCACCCUCCUCCUACCGGUGAAUUUCAAUUCGGACUUGCUACUGUACCACCGCCCAAUCCUCCAAUGCUGCCCAAUGUGACGGCAUCCUUACCCCGUCAUAACAUUUCCAAUCCCAUUGACUUCGAAGGUAGCACAUAUCUAGACGAUAUCGAGCUCAUGACUGGCCUGCGCUAUGGGGCUGGCGAACGCGCGCGGGGGAUAAGCACCGGUGACCCUGAGGGCACUAUUUUCCAGAGUGACGGGCUUCCGGCGACUGCUUUCACGGGGAGCCGCAGGGAUGGUAUUAAGGGCGCUAAAGGCAACACUGAAAGGAAACGCAGGAUCGGGCCUGCGGAAACGAAUUCCUGCACCGAUUGCGGGACCUUCUCGUCGCCUGAGUGGCGGAAGGGCCCGAGCGGGAAGAAGACGCUCUGUAAUGCUUGUGGACUGCGCUGGGCAAAGCUGGUGAAAAAGUGCCAGCAAGAUACGGGCAUUACAUCAGAAGGAGAUCGGAAACUGUAA
Messenger RNA from Histoplasma mississippiense, 1509 nucleotides. RefSeq lists its product with no specific name. The coding region runs from base 1 to 1509 and encodes 502 amino acids. The record is from RefSeq and is a predicted model, not a curated record. Lineage: Eukaryota; Fungi; Ascomycota; Eurotiomycetes; Onygenales; Ajellomycetaceae. Gene Ontology annotation, molecular function: protein binding; zinc ion binding; sequence-specific DNA binding. The transcript has 4 exons. Gene Ontology annotation, biological process: regulation of DNA-templated transcription.